This is a messenger RNA of Esox lucius (northern pike), 8368 nucleotides long. It is a transcript of the gene cacna1g, whose product is annotated as calcium channel, voltage-dependent, T type, alpha 1G subunit. Gene Ontology annotation, molecular function: low voltage-gated calcium channel activity; voltage-gated sodium channel activity. NCBI's taxonomy places the organism in Eukaryota, Metazoa, Chordata, Actinopteri, Esociformes, Esocidae. The transcript has 35 exons. Gene Ontology annotation, biological process: positive regulation of calcium ion-dependent exocytosis; calcium ion transmembrane transport; neuronal action potential. The record is from RefSeq and is a predicted model, not a curated record. Gene Ontology annotation, cellular component: plasma membrane; neuron projection; voltage-gated calcium channel complex. Bases 13 to 7371 code for a protein of 2452 amino acids.
GAGCGAGCCUCCAUGCUGGUGAUCCUGUUGAACUGCGUCACCCUGGGGAUGUUUCAACCCUGUGAGGACCACGACUGCCACUCUGAAAGGUGCAAGAUUCUGGAGGACUUUGAUGACUUCAUCUUUGCGUUCUUUGCCGUGGAGAUGGUAAUCAAGAUGGUGGCGCUUGGCAUCUUUGGUAAGAAGUGUUACCUAGGAGACACUUGGAACAGACUCGACUUCUUCAUCGUACUGGCUGGGAUGCUGGAGUACUCUGUUAACCUGCAGAAUGUGAGUUUCACGGCGGUGAGGACAGUUCGAGUUCUUAGACCCCUGCGAGCCAUCAACAGAGUACCUAGUAUGCGUAUCUUGGUGACACUGCUCCUGGACACCCUGCCCAUGCUGGGGAAUGUCCUGCUGCUCUGUUUCUUUGUCUUCUUCAUCUUUGGCAUUGUUGGUGUACAGCUGUGGGCGGGGCUGUUGAGGAACCGCUGCUUCCUGCCUGAGAACUUCUCACGGUCCCUAUCUGUGGAACUGGGCACGUACUACCACACAGAGAACGAUGACGAGAGCCCUUUCAUAUGCUCCAUGCCCAGGGAGAAUGGCAUGCGCCUGUGUUCCUCGGUUCCCACUCUAUAUGAGGAAGGUGGCCUCCAGUGCCAGAUGGACAUUAGCUCCUACAACAGCACAGACAACAGCAGCUGUGUCAACUGGAACCAGUACUACAGUAACUGCUCUGCGGGCGACGUCAACCCCUUUAAAGGGGCCAUAAACUUUGACAACAUCUGCUACGCCUGGAUCGCCAUCUUUCAGGUGAUCACUCUAGAAGGAUGGGUGGACAUCAUGUACUUUGUCAUGGAUUCUCACUCCUUUUACAACUUUAUCUACUUCAUCCUCCUCAUCAUCAUUGGCUCUUUCUUCAUGAUCAACCUGUGUCUGGUCGUUAUCGCCACUCAGUUCAGUGAGACCAAGCAGAGGGAGAGCCAGCUGAUGAAGGAACAGCGCAUCCGUUUCCUGUCCAAUGCCAGUACUCUUGCGUCCUUCUCUGAGCCGGGCUCCUGCUAUGACGAGCUGCUCAAACUCCUGGUCCACGUCAUCCGCAAGGGGUGCAGGCAGUUGGCCCACGUCUGCCGGGCUGCGAUGCGCUACGCUGGGAUGAACAUUGCAGCCUCUCCCCCCGCCCUGGAGAGAGAGAGGGAGAGGGGGAGCCAGCGGAGGAGGAGGAAGGCUUCCAGACAGGGUUCUUUGAUCUCCAGGAAAGGCUCGAUGUCCGUCCAUCACUUGGUUCACCAACAUCACCAUCACCAUCAUCACUACCACCUAGUGAACGGGAGUGUGAGAGGGGGACUUGGGGGGAGGGGGCUGGAGGCCGACGGGGGAGGAGGGGGGGAUGUGGAGACGGGGUCACAUAGCAACAACGGGGGCGCAGGAUGCCUCAUGCUGAGUCCUGCCCCGUUGCCGACCCCAGUCCUGAACUCGGGGAACCCGCCAUCGUCGGCCAAUCCCACGGCGGGAGCCGGCGGCAGUGACACGGCAUCGUUGCGGAGUGCAGGUCACACAGACUGUCCCCCGGAGGCCACCAGCCCCAGCGCACUCACGCCCAGCCCCAGCGCACUCACCCCCAGCCCCAGGCCCUUCCCUCCGGCCCCCGCCCCUCUAUCCAGGGCUAUGAAGAGAAACUCAGUGCCCUUUGCUGCCCCUGGACCGAAGAACUACCCCACCCUACAGCCCAGGACCCUGACAGAGUGCGGAAGGGGCAGCGUUACGGCUAGAACCGUCAGCAAAAUGAACCUCAAUAUACCUCCAGUGCCCCUGGAGAGAGCGAGCCUGGUGGACACACACUCACCCACAGCCCAGCUCUCCUCCCGUGACCUGAGUGCCAUGGGAACCCUGGACCCCUCAUUCACAUUUGACCCUGAGUCGUGCCCUUAUUGUGCCAAGGCCCUGGCCGGGGAGUCAGAGGGCACGGAGGGAAACGAGACGCCCGGGGACUCAGACAGCGAGGGCAUCUACGAGUUCACCCAGGACCUCCACCACAGAGACCGCAGGGACCGACGUGACAGUCGUCAACCCAGGAAGGGGCAGCGAAAGCUGGGUACCACAGCGGGGAGAAUUGUCCGUGCUUGGAGGCUGGUUUGUGAUACCUUUCGGAAGAUAGUGGACAGCAAGUACUUUGGAAGAGGUAUCAUGAUCGCAAUUCUCAUUAACACGCUGAGUAUGGGGAUUGAGUUCCAUGAACAGCCGGAUGAGCUGACCAAUGCUUUAGAGAUCAGUAACAUAGUGUUCACCAGUCUGUUUGCCUUGGAGAUGUUGCUCAAGGUCCUGGUCUAUGGGCCAUUUGGUUACAUCAAAAACCCCUACAACAUCUUCGACGGAAUCAUAGUGGUCAUCAGCGUAUGGGAGAUCGUGGGCCAGCAGGGCGGUGGUCUUUCUGUGUUGCGUACCUUCAGGCUGAUGCGUGUGUUGAAGCUGGUGCGCUUCAUGCCUGCUCUACAGAGACAGCUGGUGGUGCUGAUGAAGACUAUGGACAAUGUGGCCACCUUCUGUAUGCUGCUUAUGCUCUUCAUCUUCAUAUUCAGUAUCCUGGGCAUGCAUCUGUUUGGCUGUAAGUUUGGGUCAGAGAGAGAUGGAGACACUCUACCAGAUAGGAAGAACUUUGACUCACUGCUAUGGGCAAUCGUCACUGUGUUUCAGAUUCUAACCCAAGAGGAUUGGAACAAGGUGCUUUAUAAUGGCAUGGCCUCCACUUCUCCUGUAGCUGCUGUCUACUUCAUCGCCCUCAUGACCUUUGGAAACUAUGUCCUCUUCAACCUGCUGGUGGCUAUCUUGGUUGAGGGCUUCCAGACUGAGGGUGAAGACUCCAAGUCAGUGUCUGAGGCGGAUAUAUCUUCCAGGAGUGUGGAGGACGUGAGCAGCAGUGGAAAAGAUGUGUCUUGCUCACCGGUGGUUCCUAUAAAUGGUCACGUUGACCUGAAGACCAGCCUGACCCCUCCUCUGAUCACCCAUACCGCUGCCACCCCCAUGCCUGUGCCCAAGCUGCCUGCCGUGGGUGACCCUGCCCUGGGCUAUGAGCAUCGACGCGGCAGCAACGUGUCUAUGGACCUGGCGUGCUACGACAAGUCACCGACCAGUGUCCCAUGGAGCUCCACCAGUGGCUGGACCAGCCGUCGAUCCAGCUGGAACAGCUUGGGCCGUGCCCCUUCCCUGAAACGACCAAAGCGUCAGUCCGGCGAACGGCGGUCGCUCCUCUCCGGGGAGGGCGGCUCAAGUUCCGAGGAUGAGGAAGGUGGAGGAGGGGGUACAUCAGAGGGGGAUGAUGCGUCCCUGUGUCGCACCGACUCCACGUCUCAGUCCCAAGCGCGACACAGGAGGAUGGAGUCUGUGGAGACCAGGGGGUCUAUAGAUCUGGCCCCCGACACACUCCUACAGGUACCCUAUCUGCAUCGCUCGGCCAGCAUGCACAGCUCCAGACCCGCCUCGCUGGGGGGCCCGAGGGCCCUGGAACACAGUGACUGCAAUGGGAAGGGCUCAGCAGUUCUAGGGGGGCCCAUCGUCCCUACACAGCUGUCACUGGAGGAUAACACGGAGGAUGACACGGCAGAGGAGGAGGUGCUGGUGGGUCGCUUGGCCAGGCUGUUACGCUGGCUGGAGAGGAAACAGCCCGAGUGGUGUCGACAGAGAGACACCUGGUCCCUGUACAUUUUCCCCCCAGACUCCAGGUUUCGGGUGGCGUGCAAUAAGAUAAUAAAUCACAAGAUGUUUGACCACAUCGUUUUGGUCAUUAUAUUCCUUAACUGCAUCACCAUCGCCAUGGAGAGGCCUAGGAUAGACCCAUACAGCGUGGAGCGCAUCUUCCUCACAUUAUCCAACUACAUCUUCACAGCGAUCUUUGUGGCUGAGAUGACAGUUAAGGUGGCUGCCAUGGGCUGGUUGUUUGGCGAUACGGCCUACCUGAGAAGCAGCUGGAACAUUCUGGAUGGCAUGUUAGUGAUGAUCUCAGCCAUAGACAUCCUGGUGUCAUUGGUGUCCAACAGCAGCCCCAAGAUACUGGGCAUGCUCAGAGUCCUGCGCCUGUUACGGACACUCAGGCCACUGCGUGUGAUCAGCAGAGCUCCGGGUCUGAAGCUGGUAGUUGAGACUCUUAUGUCAUCGCUGAAGCCCAUCGGAAACAUUGUGGUCAUCUGCUGUGCUUUCUUCAUCAUCUUCGGUAUCCUGGGAGUACAGCUGUUCAAGGGCAAGUUUUUUGCGUGUCAGGGGGAUGACAUAAGAAACAUCACCAACAAGUCUGACUGUUUAAUGGCCAACUACAAGUGGGUCAGGCAGCAGUACAACUUUGACAACCUGGCUCAGGCUCUGAUGUCUCUCUUCGUGUUGGCUUCUAAAGAUGGUUGGGUGGACAUCAUGUACGACGGACUAGAUGCUGUAGGAGUGGACCAACAGCCACAGCUCAACUACAACCCCUGGAUGCUACUCUACUUCAUCUCCUUCCUGCUCAUUGUCAGCUUCUUCGUGCUCAACAUGUUCGUAGGCGUGGUGGUGGAGAACUUCCACAAAUGUCGGCGUAGCCAGGAGGCCGAGGAGGCAAAGCGCAGGGAGGAGAAGAGACUAAAACGGAUGGAGAAAAAGAGACGGAGUAAGGAGAAGGAGCUGGCUGCUCAGAGUAAGCCUUACUAUUCGGAUUACUCCCCCACGCGGCUCCUCAUCCACAAGAUGUGCACGUCCCAGUAUCUGGACCUCUUCAUUACCAUAGUCAUCGGGCUCAACGUCAUCACCAUGGCCAUGGAACACUACCAACAGCCCAAGGAGUUGGAAAAUGCACUGAGGAUCUGUAACUACAUCUUUACCAUAAUCUUUGUCCUGGAAUCUGUUUUCAAGCUGGUGGCCUUCGGCUUCCGACGCUUCUUCAAGGACAGGUGGAACCAACUGGACCUGGCCAUAGUGUUGCUGUCCAUCAUGGGCAUCACUCUGGAGGAGAUUGAGGUUAACGCAUCCCUGCCCAUCAAUCCUACUAUCAUCAGAAUCAUGAGAGUGCUGAGGAUAGCACGAGUGCUGAAGCUACUGAAGAUGGCAGUGGGGAUGAGAGCGUUGCUGGACACUGUCAUGCAGGCCCUGCCUCAGGUGGGGAAUCUGGGUCUUCUCUUCAUGCUGCUGUUCUUCAUUUUUGCAGCACUGGGAGUGGAACUGUUUGGGGACCUCAUCUGCGAUGAGCUGCACCCGUGUGAGGGUUUGGGUCGCUAUGCCACGUUUAAAAAUUUUGGCAUGGCCUUCCUGCUGCUGUUCAGAGUUUCCACAGGAGACAACUGGAACGGCAUUAUGAAGGACACCCUGAGGGACUGUCAGCAGGAGAACUCAGGCACCUGUUACAACACAGUGGUCUCUCCCAUCUAUUUCGUGUCCUUCGUGCUGACUGCCCAGUUCGUCCUGGUCAACGUGGUCAUAGCCGUCCUAAUGAAGCACCUGGAGGAGAGCAACAAGGAGGCCAAGGAAGAGGCGGAGCUGGAGGCCGAACUUGAGCAGGAGCUGCAACAUGGAGGAGCGGGAUGCGCCGGGAGGUCACCCCAGCUGAGCUCUCUGGCCCUGGGCAUGGAGGUGGGCCGACCUGGGGGUUCCCCGUGGAGGUCUCCCGAGAGGGACCUCCAGAUGAGAGGCAGCGCGAUGGAUUCUCCCCCAGCGGAUAUAACUAGGAGAGACUCCAUACACAUCCGUGCUGAUCCCCCUCCAGGCCUGGAACCGCCACUGAAGCGGAGUGCGAUGUUUGACUCGGUCUCCUUGGUGAUCCAGGGUUCAAUGGAGGGAGAGUUGAGUCUUAUGGACAACCUGUCAGGCUCAAUCUGUCACUACUACGCCUUGCCCCCACUACCCAGCAAGCACUGCAACGACAAGAAGAUCCCUCUAGCGGAGAUGGAAGCUCUCUCUCUGGCCUCGGACAAAUCCUGGUCGCUAGCUCUGACUGACGACUCUGCGCCCGAUGAUAUUAAUCCCCUCUUACUAGCCAAUCUGGAGUCCAACACUGAGUUGCUAGAUCCUGGGGAGCCGUCGGAGGACAACCUGCUGAGUGUACGGAAGUCAGCAGUGGGCCGCACACACUCCCUUCCCAACGACAGCUAUAUGUUCCUGCCUCUGCAGCCGUUAGGACCCCCUGGAGCCCCAGGAAACGGACGGGCCCCCGCGCUGGCCGUAGAGCGCGCUAUGGGGCAGGAGCACAUGGACGUCCUCAAAAGGACACUAUCAGGCUCCUCUUCCUCGGUGCGGUCCCAGCCAGAGGAAGGCUCCAAGCAGCUGUCUGUCCCUACCGACGUCUUCAGGCCCAUCAGUCCUCACAGCCUGUCCGACUCAGAGAGCAUACCCCGGCUGCCCCCCCCACGGCGCGCGCACACGGCUGGCCGCACGCUCCGCAGACAGGUGGCAGUAACUAAUGACUCUCAGGAGGCCCUGUGUCCUGACGGAGGGGAGGGUGAGGAGGGGGUCCUCAAUGUAGCUUCCCUAGCCCUCCCCCUUUCUUCCUCCUCAUCCUCCUUUUCCUCAUCAUCCCAUCUUCAUCAGCAGCCUGCUCUCCGGCUAGUCCCAGCUACCACAGGGACGUCCCCUCAACCAUUGUGCCCAAGCAGUGUCCACACCCAGCCCCCCUCCUCUCAUCACAACCAGCACUCCCUCCACUCCCCCACCUCAUCCCCUCCUCCCCUCCACCCUGCUCGCCUCUGGAGACAGGAAGAGGCCUCGGUCGACCAGGAAGUGUCACUCAUCACCCGGGCGGGGCUGACGGGGAGUGAUGAUGUCAAUGGGGUUGGACUAGGGUUAGAGGUUGGAGGUCUUGAGGGCAGUUACCCAGGUUAUAAAGGUGGUCUUAGUGAGGGGCAUGGGCCUUGCCUGAAGCAGCUGAAGAGAUUCCACAGCGCUGACACCCAAGGGCGGAGUUUCCUAGUGACCAAGCCACGCCCCCUGUCCUGGUUGGACGAUCCUCGGCGCCACUCAGUGGAGGUGUGCUCGUCCGUAGAGUCCAGCCCCCAGCGCAGCACCACGUCCACAUCCUCAGGGUUCGUGUCCCGAACAGACAGCCUCCAGAUACAGUCCCAGACCCCCACCCAGAAUCUGCCCUCUCCCCGACGCAAGAAGAAAAUGAGCCCCCCAUGUAUUUCUGUAGACCCCCCAGAUGGACUGGAGCCCCAGCCAGGUCUCCACCCUGCCCUCGGGGGAAUGGGGAGCCUUGGGAUGCCCCCUCCUUUACCCAGCCGGGAUACCUCCUGUCUGAGGAGACGAGCUCCAUCCAGUGACUCCAAGGACUCCUUUGACCUGGGGGCAGGGGAAGGUGUGGGCCAGGAGGCGGGGGGUCCCGGGCCUAAGCUGUUGACUUUGCCCAGCUUCUCCUUUGAUAAGACGAGCUCGGAGCACUGAACCCUGACUCACACACACACACACACACGGAUGUACACACGCACGCACGCAAACGCACAGACAAACUAAGCACACAGACACACUCGUUGAAACACACGAUGCACUUGGUGUGUCCGUGAUGGUGAUAUAGUCCUAGUGAUAAUGCUGUAGAGAGUAAUUAUGGUGAAACUACAACAAUAUGGUCAUCCUGGGUUUUAUUGAGGAUCAGUGCAGUACUGUCGUAGUGUGACCAUUCCUUGUCUUUGUAUUGUUGUACUGCCUACACAACAAGAACGUGAAAACACAGCAUAACCGGAGAAGAAACAUUCAGAAGUAAGACUGUUUCUCUUCCACCACACUUGCUCGCCAAUCGGCUGCAGGUUGACCCUAUGACCUCUGGAGUGAUGUCAACACCAAGGACUUUGAAUAGCGACGCCCCCCCCCCCCCCUCCCCCCGUGGCCGCUAUUGGGACCGCUCGGUGUUAGACAGUGGAACUUUGCCCUCACGGGCACCAGUGGAGGUAUAAAGCAAUAUGAACGUUUUAGAGACACUAUUUUCUUAAAUUAUUGGGCCAUAGUGUUUGUACAGGAUGUAGAUUUUUUUAUUUCAUGAUAUUUUUUAUUUUGGUGUCCUUUUUUUGUGAUGGCUUUCAUUUUAUCCCUUGUUUGUUUCGAUGUUCAAUAAGUGGUUGGUUUGGUCAUUUUUGUUUUAUUUUUUCACCAUAGGGAUAUUUUCUAGCUUUCUUGAUUUGCUGAGGAAAGUGAGAAUUUUUCAGAAGUGCUGAGAAUCAUGUAUUUGUAGGAAUAAUAUAUAUACAAAAACAACUCAUUAAACUCAGUUUGGAUUUUUAAGCACAAUGAGACUGUCGUGGUUUAAUGUUGGAAUCACAGUGACAGUUUUGGUUUGACAUGACAAUACCUCUUCAGAUAUGUGACCCAGUUUCCUCGUCAUUGUAGGCCUCUGUGUUUUGCACCCCCCCCAAAACAAAAAAAACGGCUGAUAAAACUUGGAACAGCU